Messenger RNA from Thalassophryne amazonica, 1461 nucleotides. It is a transcript of the gene alx3, whose product is annotated as ALX homeobox 3. The record is from RefSeq and is a predicted model, not a curated record. Gene Ontology annotation, biological process: regulation of transcription by RNA polymerase II. Gene Ontology annotation, molecular function: RNA polymerase II transcription regulatory region sequence-specific DNA binding; DNA-binding transcription factor activity, RNA polymerase II-specific. NCBI's taxonomy places the organism in Eukaryota, Metazoa, Chordata, Actinopteri, Batrachoidiformes, Batrachoididae.
UCUGUCGGUCAGACUCCGGUGCUGUCCGCCCUGCAGCGCUGACAUGGACACGGACAGCUGUUUAACUUUCUCCGCGCAGAGCAGCAGGAGGACGCCCGAAAACUCUCCGGGACUGGAGCACGGAGGGUCCGGACCGUUUCUCCUCCCGUGUGAGGAACUGCAGAAGCCGCCGCACCUCCCUCCUCCUCCUCCUCCUGCUCCUCUUCCACACCGCCUCAGCCUGCGCGGGGAGCUGUACGCCGCCGCCGUGGGCAGGUUUGGAAACGCCGCGACGGAUUUUACGCACGGCGCUGCUCCCGCGACCCCGAACGGCUCACCGCCCAAACACGGCAAGUUCUUAGAGAGCAUCGCGCAGGACCCGAAGGGCUCUGUCAUAGGCGGGAAGUCUGGUUUCUAUGACAACGCAGAAGGUAUUCAGAGAGAAGGGGCCCCUAAAACCAUGAGCUAUCCUGGGAUCGGCACAGACUGCUGCGGCAAGCUGAAAAGAUCGAACGCUUUACAGGGAGAUUCUAUUGCCGAUUCAAUUGACUUCGGCAAGAACAAGAAGCGACGCAAUCGCACCACGUUCAGCAUCCAGCUGGAGGAACUGGAGAAAGUGUUUCAGAAAACACAUUAUCCUGAUGUGUAUGCUCGGGAGCAGCUGGCUCUGAGGACCGAACUCACAGAGGCUCGGGUUCAGGUUUGGUUCCAGAACCGUAGAGCCAAAUGGAGGAAACGGGAACGUUACGGAAAGAUCCAGGAGGUGCGCAACCACUUCGCUGCUACGUACGAUAUCUCUCUUCUCCCUCGUCAUGAAACAUACCAGAUGCAGAGCAACCUGUGGCCAGGGGCGCCCUCAGGAGGGGGCGGUGGUUCAAGCGGUUGCGUCUUGGGAGCGGACUCUAUCCCCUCAUCCUGCAUGAGUCCUUACCCCCACCCUCACAGCAAUCUGCAGGGCUUCAUGGGCAUGCCUGCGUCACCCAGCCACCCGCACCACCACCACCCCCGCCCUCACCAUCCAGGCAUCAACGGUCUCUACUCGCUUCACGGCUUCCCCGGAGGCCUCGGUUCACCUUCUAUCGAGGGACCCGAUACCGAAUAGCCAACGGGCCUGGUGGCGCUCCGCAUGAAAGCCAAAGAUCCAGGCAGCAUCCUGUCCUGGCCCACAUGACCAACACCAGCGGGAAUCUCCAUGCGCUGACUGAGCCACAGUCCACACACAGUCUGGUGCACACCCACCAAGGAACACAACCCAAAACAUUUCUCUUUAACAUUUAUGGAAGUUAACUGGUGGUCAUCUCCAUGGACUUAAGCCUCUUGCACGAACACGUCAGAUAGUUGUUGUUGUUUUUAAUAUCACAAUGCUGAAACUGAAAAAUUAUUUAAGCAUGAAUAAAAUGUAAUUAUCAUACUAAUCUUUUUAAAAAAAAAAAAAAAAAACUUUUAGUGUUCUCUUUAUAUUGUGUAAUAAAGGCUUCAAUC